AAGAUCAUAAAUAAGAAUCACAAACAAUAUUAUAGCACCAAUUCAUGAGUUGGCCAAUUUGAAGAUUUUGAGCACUCAAUAGUUGCACGCAUUGACAAUAUAAGAUGGAAGUUUCUCUUUCAUAAGUAAUCAAAAAGUUGUUUGCCGGUAAAAUUUGUCUCUUUAAUAAUCCCCUUUAUCUUUGUAUGACCAGUCCCCUUCUUUAUUCUUCCUCCUUUAAUUUACAUUUUAACCCCACCCACUUUAACUUGAACUUAAAUUAAAUCCUGUAACCGUUGAUAUCAUAUCAUUCUAACCUUAUUCUUUACAAAAUUCUUUUCAUACCUUAUAUUAAAAACUUCCCACCUUGGUUUUUUUCCUACCCAUUUCCAAAAUUUUCAACUCAAACAAAAUAUAAAACAUGGGACUCCUAGGCGACAUAAUAGGCAAGGUCAAAGACAAGGCGUCAAUAGGCAAAGCAGCCCUCCUCUCCCGCAACCACACCACGGCAGCGCUCCGUCUCACCGUGUUACGCGCAACCAGCCACGAGGCCGAUACACCACCCCAAGAAUCCCACCUUGCGGCAAUACUUGCCGCAGGAGAAGGUCCACGUACGGCAGCAGCCGUAGUGAUCGACGUUCUCAUGCGGCGACUUCACAAGACCUCUUCUUCAGCUGUAGCAAUAAAAUCACUCUUAGCUCUCCACGUCAUUGUCCGACGUGGAAACUUCAUAUUACACGACCAACUUUCUGUUUACCCCGCUAGUGGCGGGCGUAACUACCUUAAACUCUCCGAUUUUCGGGACAACUCGUCUCCGAUAACCUGGGAGUUGUCCACCUGGAUCAGGUGGUACGCCAAGUACCUGGAGCAGAUCUUGUCUAGCUCCAGGAUACUCGGGUAUUUUUUGUUUUCGACGUCGUGUAGCCUCGAGAGGGAAAAGGGUAAGGAAAUCAUCGCCUCGCUUUUAUGCAAGGACUUGUUAAGGGAGAUUGAUGGUUUGAUUAAUAUACUAGAGGAAAUUUGUAAGAGUCCUGAUUGUGUUCAUUUAGAGGGUAAUAAGUUGUUACUAGAAGUUAUGGGAUUAGUUGGUGAAGACUAUUUUACUACGGUAGAUGAGAUUGUUAUUCGAGUUGAGGAAUUCAAGGAACGAUUGAGUUGUUUGAGUUUUGUUGAUUCGGUUGAGCUGGUUUGUGCUCUUAAGAGGUUGGAGGACUGUAAGGAGAGGCUCGGCGCGUUGUUCGAGGUAAAUGGGUCGGGUUUGGUUGAGGAUUUGUGGUGUUUAGUGAGUGAGAUGAAGGAUAAAGUUGGAGAAGUGAAGGGGUUUAAGGAGGAGAAGAUGGUGCUAAGUUGGGGUAGGUUCGAGUCGGCUCGGUUCGGGGAGCGGGUUAAGCCUCAAGACUCGGUUCAGUUUGCGUCUAACCGGUUUGCGUUUCAGUUUGCUUAUGGUGAGCUUGUAAGGUGAGGUGAGGUGAUCUUAGUUAAUUUAGGAAAUUAAGGCUUCUUAAUUACUUUUAUUUUUUAUUUUAUUUUUUUGUGCUUUUUUGGGCGUAAUUGGUGGGGGGUAUGAGGAAGGGGGUUUACUUUUUGUAUGUAAAUCUCUGCAUUUUAGCAAAAUUUGUGACUAAUUUUGUUUUUUUAGAUUGGUUUAAAGGGAUGAUCGAUAUGUUUGUAUACUUUAUUAUUGAAUUGUCAACUUAAGUCCUAGUCUAAAAUUGGGAAAAUUUUUCUUCCCCUAUAACUUGUAUGUACUAUGACUACUAUCUCAAAUGUAACACUUUUCAUAUAA
This is a messenger RNA of Chenopodium quinoa (quinoa), 1765 nucleotides long. Its product is annotated as putative clathrin assembly protein At4g40080. Gene Ontology annotation, biological process: clathrin coat assembly; clathrin-dependent endocytosis; vesicle budding from membrane. The coding region runs from base 401 to 1441 and encodes 346 amino acids. Lineage: Eukaryota; Viridiplantae; Streptophyta; Magnoliopsida; Caryophyllales; Amaranthaceae. The transcript has a single exon. Gene Ontology annotation, molecular function: SNARE binding; phosphatidylinositol-4,5-bisphosphate binding; 1-phosphatidylinositol binding. Gene Ontology annotation, cellular component: clathrin-coated pit; clathrin-coated vesicle. The record is from RefSeq and is a predicted model, not a curated record.